Scaptodrosophila lebanonensis is the source of this 2126-nucleotide messenger RNA. RefSeq names its product histidine--tRNA ligase, cytoplasmic (gene HisRS). Gene Ontology annotation, biological process: histidyl-tRNA aminoacylation; mitochondrial translation. Lineage: Eukaryota; Metazoa; Arthropoda; Insecta; Diptera; Drosophilidae. The record is from RefSeq and is a predicted model, not a curated record. The transcript has 5 exons. Gene Ontology annotation, cellular component: mitochondrion; cytoplasm. Gene Ontology annotation, molecular function: histidine-tRNA ligase activity; ATP binding. The coding region runs from base 329 to 1900 and encodes 523 amino acids.
ACAUAUCGAUGUAUUUGUAACCCUUCCAAUUGGAAUUACGGCUGGCUGCUGGCAUAUAAAAACCAAACUGCCAGAAAAACUGUGUGUGUUCGUUCAGCCAAAAAUAAAGUUGAGCCAAAUCCAGCGACUUCAAUUGCAGUUCAUUGUGCAUCGAAAAAAAGCAAAUUGCGCGCGCGUCAGGCUCACGUUUUUUUUCGACAACGACCAAGUGCGCGUGUAUCUGUAACUGUAUAGUGCGUGUGCUCAGCAAGGUUUCUGCUGCUUAGUUUCCGUAUUGUGGUACAAUUUUUUUUAUUGCUUCUUGGUGACAUUGGAUGUGCGUUGGAAUAUGAGUGAUACGCGUGAACAAAUUCUGGAAUUAAUUAAAGUGCAAGGCGAUCUCGUGCGUCAAUUGAAAGCCGCCAAGGAGUCCAAAGAGAAGAUUGAUGAGGAAGUGUCGCGUCUAUUGGCGUUGAAAGCCAAGCUUGGCGGCGAUCCACCAGCGGCGACACAAAAGUUUACGCUCAAAACCCCCAAAGGUACACGGGACUAUGCGCCACAGCAGAUGACAUUACGGCAGGGAGUGCUGGAUAAGAUUGUGCAGGUCUUCAAGCGCCACGGGGGAGAGGCCAUCGAUACGCCCGUCUUUGAAUUAAAGGAAGUACUUAUGGGCAAAUACGGGGAGGACUCAAAGCUCAUCUAUGAUCUGAAAGAUCAAGGUGGCGAAAUACUAUCAAUGCGCUACGACUUGACGGUUCCAUUGGCACGCUAUUUGGCGAUGAACAAAAUAUCGAGCAUCAAACGGUAUCACAUAGCCAAGGUCUACAGGCGCGAUAAUCCGGCCAUGACACGCGGUCGCUAUCGGGAGUUCUAUCAGUGUGAUUUCGAUAUUGCCGGCAGCUAUGAUCCAAUGCUGGCGGAUGCGGAAUGUGUGAAAAUUGUCUCCGAAGUGCUGGACACACUCGAUAUCGGCGAUUAUGUGAUUAAGCUGAAUCAUCGGCAGCUUCUGGAUGGCAUGUUUGAGGCUUGUGGAGUUCCUGUGGACAAAUUCCGCACUAUUUGCUCAGCGGUGGAUAAGCUGGAUAAGUCCCCGUGGGCAGAUGUGCGCAAGGAAAUGAUUGAGGAAAAAGGUCUCGACGACGCCACGGCGGACAGAAUUGGCGAAUAUGUGCGCCUGAAUGGCGGUUCGCAGCUGGUGGAGCAACUGCUAGCCGAUCCCAAGCUAAAGGUUGUACCCAAUGCACUUCAGGGAUUACAGGGCAUGCAGUUGCUGCUGAAGUAUUGCUCGCUUUUUGGUCUGGACCAGCGUGUUAGCUUUGAUUUAAGCCUGGCCCGUGGUCUGGACUACUAUACGGGUGUCAUCUACGAAUGCGUGUUAAAGGCCGAUCCUACCUCCUCCUCCCCUGUUAAAUUGCAAAAUGGUAGCGCAGAUGCUGCUGUCGAUGCAGAGCAGGGCACUGUGGGUUCCGUGGCUGGCGGCGGACGUUACGAUAAUCUGGUGGGCAUGUUCGAUCCACGCGGCAAGGCUGUGCCCUGUGUAGGCGUCUCCAUUGGUGUCGAGCGCAUAUUUUCCGUGCUGGAGGCCAAGUAUGCGGCAAGUGGCCUGAAAUUGCGCACAAACGAUGUUGAAGUCUAUGUGGCAUCGGCACACAAAGGCCUUCAUGAGCAACGAUUACGCAUCAUCAAUCAGUUGUGGGAUCAGGGUAUUAAGGCCGAGCAUUCAUUUAAACUCAAUCCCAAGCUGCUGGUGCAGUUGCAGCACUGCGAGGAGCACCAAAUACCAUUGGCUGUUGUACUAGGAGACGCGGAAUUGUCCCAAGGAGUGGUUAAGUUGCGUGAGGUUAGCACGAGACAGGAAGCCACUGUGCCACUCGCAGAUCUGGCCACCGAAAUACGCAAGCGUCUAUCGUCGUCAGCGUAGAAGGCGGCGAUGACACACAGUCCUGGAUCGAUCCUAACUAAUUUAUAAACGCAUUUUUUUUCAAUGAUGAUCAUAUGUUCUCGCUCCUUUUGUUUGUUUGCCAACAGACACAUGUGCUACUAAUUAUGUAAUUUACCAAGUAAUUGUAGGAAUAAGUUUAGACAACUUAUACCAAAACUGGAGACUAAAAAUAAACUGCAUGCGCAUUUAGCAAAAUGAAACGAGA